UUUUUUUGAUUUGAUUUGAGAUUUUUUUAAAAUUUAUGUUUUUUUCCGAUCAAUUUUUUUUUCAAAUGAUAAUCAUGUUCAUUAGUUAGUUGAAGAUAAUAGUGAACAUCAAUAUGUUGGAAAAGAUAUCCAAUGUUCAGCCUUGUGUUCAUGAAAGUGAAGCUGAAUUACCUCAUUUUGUUAAUUGUAAUCAUCCCGAUGUUCUUGGUUAUGAUAAAGAUGGUAUUAGUAAUCAUGUUGAAGAACUUGUUGAAAAACAUGAACAAAAAGAAAAAUUAUUAACGAAAUAUGAAAUCGGUACACGACGAGAAAAUCCGGAAGAAUUGGCCAAAUUUAAAGAAUUAAUAAAUCCACCAUCCAAACCGAUAAAUUAUUUCAAAAAUUAUGUCGAUAUUGAUUAUCCGGAUGUAUAUUCGAUUCGAUCACGAUUGAAAAAACUACUUAAAGAUAAAUAUGAAAGUUAUGAAAAAAUUCUUCGAUCUUGGUUUUCAUUUGAAAUUGAUCAUGAACAAUAUCAUCGAUCGAUAAAUCUACUUUUAGUGGAUAUUUCAUUAAAAAAGAUUCAUAAUGAUUAUAUGAACGCUAUUUAUCAACAGGCAAAUAACUGUGACAUUAAUAUUAUCGAUGAAUUUUCACAUUUUUUUGAUGAUCUCAUCGAUGGUAGUGAUUUGGAAAACAUUUAUUCCAGUGAUAGAAAUUCUUUCAGUGAUAUUAUCAUUUCGAAUUGUGUGGGUAUUGAUGCUGUUCACGAACAGACAAAAUCAUCAUCAGAAUCGAUUGAAACAAAUGAACAAAAAUUACCCACUACUUCCAUUAAUGAUGAAGAUGAUGAUCUUUUGAUUGUUAAAAAACGUAAACGAAAAAGAUGUCUGAAAAUUUUCGAUGAUGAUGAUAAUAUUAAUAAUGAAAACGAAAAUGAUAAUAAUACUAUCUAUCAAGAUGAUCAUCUCAGUGAUGGUGAUCUUGUUACGACAACAAAGAAGAAGAAAAAACGUAAAGCUAUGGUCAUUGAAUCAAGCGAUGAAGAAGAUGACGAUAAAAACACUAUAUUCUAUGAUGCAGAAUCAUCGAAUUCGAAUGAUUUACAACAGACAAUCGAUGCCAAAUCUAGUGGUCCAUUAAAAACAACAAUAACUAUUAUGAAUAAUAAUCAAUCACAACGACAAAACAGUUGUAACAAUAAUCAGCAGAAAAAUUUUUCAUUAUUAAGUAGAAUUUUAAAUUCAGAAACAACAAUUCCUCAUCUACAACAUCAUAGUAGCUCAUCAUCAUCGAUUUAUCGUAAUAUAAAUUCUAAUACAAAUGAACCUGUUACAUAUUGUUUUAAUGAAUCAUCACAAAAUCAAUCAUCAACAACAACAACAUCAUCAUCAUCAUCAUCAUUUCCUUCAUCAUUUAUUAUGGCCAAUUCAAAAAUUGCCGAACUUCUUAAUUACAAGAUGCCUGAUUAUCAACAAAAUGAUGAAAAUAAUUCCAAUUAUUCAUCACCAUUAUUGCCAACUAGUCCAAAUAUAUCAACAACAUUAGAUUCAUUACCGAAUUCGGAUGAUGCAAGUCAAAAAAGUGAUAAUUAUUAUGAAUGGAAUGAUAAUCAAUCAACAUGGAAAUCAAAUCAUUCAAAAGUAGAAUCAUUAAAUCAAUUUCAAAAUGUUAAUAAAACAUCAAUAAAUUCAUUUGAAGUAUUUGAUCCAAUAAUGAAUGCCACAUUGGAUGAUCAACAACAACAACAUUUAAUUAAAAAAUAUGAUUCAAAUGAUGAUGAUGAUGACAACAAUGUCCAUUGUCAUUUUUAUAAUGAAGAAAACAAUCGUAUCGAUGAACAAGCAAGAUUUCGUUUGAUUCUUGCAUCGAUAUUAUGUUUAAUAUUUAUGGCUAUUGAAAUUGCUGGUGGUCUUUGGGCAAAUAGUUUAGCUAUUGCAUCGGAUGCUGCACAUUUAUUAACAGAUUUUGCUAGUUUUAUGAUAUCAUUAUUUUCUAUUUGGAUGGCUAGUAAACCGGCAUCAAAAAAUAUGAGUUUUGGUUGGCAUCGUGCUGAAGUUAUUGGUGCAUUAACAUCAAUAUUAAUGAUAUGGGUUGUUACCGGUAUAUUAUGCUAUAUUGCUACCGAACGUAUUGUUGAAAAUGAUUUUGAAAUUCAAAGUGAAAUUAUGGUUAUUACGGCUGCUAUCGGUGUUGUCGUUAAUAUUGUAAUGGGAUGUUCGUUAACCUGUGGUGGAAUACCACAUGGACAUUCACAUGGUGGUAGUAUGGAAAAUGGUCAUGGACAUGAUCAUAGUCAUGGAUUUUCAACUUCUGAUCAUCAAGGAAAAGGAAAUAUUAAUGUUCGUGCUGCAUUUAUUCAUGUAUUGGGUGAUUUUUUUCAAAGUCUUGGUGUAUUGAUUGCAUCAUUAGUAAUCUAUUUUUAUCCGGAUUAUCGUAUUAUUGAUCCAAUUUGUACAUUUUUCUUUUCAAUAAUUGUAUUGAUAACAACAUUGACUAUAAUGAGAGAUGUAUUGAAUGUAUUAAUGGAAGGUAUACCAAAAGGUAUCGAUAUAAAAGAGGUACAACGUACAUUAUUGAAUAUUGAUGGUGUAAGAAAAGUACAUAAUCUACGUAUAUGGUCAUUAAGUCUAGAUAAAGCAGCAUUAUCUACACAUUUAGCCAUCGAAAAAGGAAAAGAAUCGACACAUAUUUUGAAUGCAACAAUUCGUGAAAUAAAAUCACGUUAUGAUAUCUAUGAGCUUACUGUACAGAUUGAAGAAUAUCGUGAUGAAAUGAAAGAUUGUCAACAAUGCCAAACAUUUAAUUAAUUUGAAUUUGAAUUUUAUUCGAUUUUGUUUUGGUUUUGCUCAAUUUCUAUCGACUUUUGUUCUUUUCUGUUUUU
This is a messenger RNA of Dermatophagoides pteronyssinus (European house dust mite), 2863 nucleotides long. RefSeq names its product proton-coupled zinc antiporter SLC30A2-like. The record is from RefSeq and is a predicted model, not a curated record. Lineage: Eukaryota; Metazoa; Arthropoda; Arachnida; Sarcoptiformes; Pyroglyphidae. Gene Ontology annotation, cellular component: plasma membrane. Gene Ontology annotation, molecular function: zinc ion transmembrane transporter activity. Gene Ontology annotation, biological process: zinc ion transmembrane transport; response to zinc ion.